CGGAGGGACGCAGACCGUCCCGCGCUCAGCCCUUUUUCGCCCGCCCGGUCCGCGAGCCGUCCGAGAGCUGCCAUUUCCUCAGCCCCUGGGUCUUUGUCGCCGGCGUCGCUGCGAGAAUAUGGCGAAGCGGGUCUAAGAGGUCCCCGCGCUCGGUGCUGCAGAUCCGGACUGACUUGCUGGUUUCUCUCCUGCGUCCCCUGCAGCCAGCCGCGCACAGCCCACUCCGUCCCCGGGUGCGGAUCCGAUCAGGUGGAGGCAGUGAGGAAGGAGGACAGGGCCGGCGCAGUUCAGCUCCAAGGGAGAGCAGUCCUGUGCCACUGGAAGGAGUGUGGAGAGCCCUGUGGAACGUGCCUGGCGCCCACGGAAGAGCAGGAAAGAAUUGAUCCUCCGAGCCACUUCCUGAGACUGGUUCCUUUGCCUGCCUUGACCUGACUGCUCCCUCUGCCUUGGGCUGACCUUGAUAGCUGAAAAGGACAGUUAAGUUUCUGAGUCCUAGAGCAUGGCUGCUGCGGGAGCUGAAACAAAGGAAGUUGAAAAUCACCACGAUGACUGCUGCGUUCAACUUUUAAAUCCAAACUUAGCAACAAUGAAAGAAGAUGUUUUAUACCAUUUCAGUCUCAGCACCAGCACACACGAUUUCCCAGCUAUGUUUGGAGAUGUGAAGUUUGUGUGUGUUGGUGGAAGCCCCUCCCGCAUAAAAGCCUUCACCAGCUACGUGGCUCAGGAGCUUGGCCUUGAGCGACCAGGUGCGGACCAUCCCAACAUCUGUGCCGGAACUGACCGCUAUGCCAUGUAUAAAGUAGGACCGGUGCUGUGUGUCAGCCAUGGCAUGGGCAUCCCUUCCAUCGCGAUCAUGUUACAUGAGCUCAUCAAGCUGCUGUACCAUGCCAGGUGCUCCAAUGUCACCAUCAUCCGCAUCGGCACUUCUGGCGGUAUAGGUCUGGAGCCUGGCUCUGUGGUCAUCACGCAACAAGCAGUGGAUGCCUGCUUCAAGCCCGAAUUUGAGCAGAUUGUCCUGGGGAAGCGGAUCAUUCGGAGCACACAUCUCGAUGACCAGCUAGCACAGGAGUUGACACGGUGUUCCAAAGAGUUGGAUGAGUUCCCUACGGUUGUGGGGAACACAAUGUGCACCUUGGAUUUCUAUGAAGGUCAAGGCCGCCUGGAUGGUGCUGUCUGCACAUACACGGAAAAGGACAAGCAGGAGUACUUGAGGGCAGCCUAUGCUGCCGGCAUCCGGAACAUCGAGAUGGAAUCCUCAGUCUUUGCCGCUUUGUGCAGUGCUUGUGGCCUCCGAGCGGCCGUGGUGUGUGUCACCCUGCUCAACCGACUGGACGGAGACCAGAUCAACAGCCCACAUGAGGUGCUCAAGGAGUACCAGCAGCGGCCACAGAUACUGGUGGGCUAUUUCAUAAAGAAAUGCCUCAGGAAAGCCUGACGUCCUAGCCUGCCUGAUUCUCCAAAGACAAGCUGUUGCGCUAAUAAAAUAAUUGUCCAGAAUCUCCUUUUGUAUGAUUUCGAGCAUAUUUUAUAUAUAAGAAUUUGAUUGCAUUUCAGAGGCAAGGAGUCAUGUUUUAACUACAUUUAAGCUUCAUUAGAGUGUUUCCAACUACAUUAGCAUGAUCUAGGUUUUCUUCAAGAACAUUCCUCUGAAUAGUUGAAAUAGUCCUAGGGAAAAUUUUUAGACCUUUAAAUUCUUGUCAGAUUUAAUGUCACAAAACAAGAAAUCUGCUAAUAGCGUCAGAAAAUAUAUUUCCUGACAAAAUGUAUAUUUUAAAAAAUCUGUAUACCACUUAUAAUGAGACUGUGAAAAACCAAAGGAGCAGAUAUCAGGAGUUUAAAAAAUAAAUGCAAACAUAAAUAUGUAUAUAUAGUUUCCAAAUUAUAGUCAGCUAAAUUUGUGGAAACUUCUGCAUCACUAUUACACUAGGGUAGU
Trichechus manatus latirostris (Florida manatee) is the source of this 1933-nucleotide messenger RNA. It is a transcript of the gene UPP1, whose product is annotated as uridine phosphorylase 1. Bases 500 to 1435 code for a protein of 311 amino acids. The record is from RefSeq and is a predicted model, not a curated record. Lineage: Eukaryota; Metazoa; Chordata; Mammalia; Sirenia; Trichechidae. Gene Ontology annotation, cellular component: cytosol; cytoplasm. Gene Ontology annotation, biological process: uridine catabolic process; nucleotide catabolic process. The transcript has 10 exons. Gene Ontology annotation, molecular function: uridine phosphorylase activity.